AUGCAAAGCCAACAAAUCAAAGCCUUUCAAAGUGUGUUUCCCAAAAUUGCUCAAUUCGCAAAAACAUCGUCAUCGAGCAAACAUACCUGUAGCACUUCCGUAGCUCUUCUCUCAAAUUUCUCAUCAACAGCACCAACUCAAAAGAGAUUUUUACUUUGGGUAACCAAGGACGAAAUUGAAAGGAAGGGAUACAAGACUCCAAUUCCUGAGAAGGAUAUUCCAAAGAGUGUUACGUAUGAUGGUCCCGAGACUUUGAGAGUUGCUUUUUGUUUGGAGAGGUUACCGAGAUUGAACAAUGAUGAUCAUCCUAUUGAUAGAGAAAUGAGUGAACUUCAAAGAACCAACAACAAUUACUAUGCUAGACACAAGUGGCUUGAUUAUACUGAAUAUUUUGAGGAAUGGAUGAAAUUAAAGAAGAAGCAAGAGGCCAACAAAAACGCAAAGAAAGAAGGCCCAGAAGUACACAUUAAAGUUCCGGACCCAGUUGAAAUGGCUGAAAAACAAAGACUCGAGUAUGAAAGAACACAAGGUAAAGGAUAUACAACUGAAGGAACUGAUUAUUGGUUGAAGAAUUGGAAACCUCAACGAAGAUGGACCAAAGAUGACUUUAAUGAUAACAGAAAAUCAUUGAACAGACAAUUGGAGAAUAGACUUUAUCUCAUUUUCAAGGAUAAGGAGACUGGUAAAUGGAAAUUCCCUGACACAAUCCGAAGCAAUCCUCACACCAUGAGAUCAGCAGUGCAAGAAUUCUUUACCAAAACUAUGCGCAACCGUGUGAAUGGAUUUUUCAUCAGUUUUUCACCAACAGCUCACUAUGUGAAUCCAGCAAAUCCCUUAGACAAAACUUUCUUCUAUCGUGUUCUUUAUAUUGGAGGUGUUCCUCCAUUCAAACAAAUGACUGAAUUUUCAGAUCAUGCAUGGGUUACUAGACAUCAAUUGGAUGACUAUGAGUUUGUGGAUGAAUCUUACAAAGAUGUUGCAUUCCACAUGCUCUAUGAUGGUAUGCAAUUCAUCAGCUUCUAA
Molecule: messenger RNA, 1023 nt
Organism: Naegleria fowleri
Lineage: Eukaryota; Heterolobosea; Eutetramitea; Acrasida; Naegleriidae
Exons: 2
Coding region: 1-1023 (340 amino acids)
Cellular component (GO): mitochondrial large ribosomal subunit
Molecular function (GO): structural constituent of ribosome
Source: RefSeq, a predicted model, not a curated record